UGUGUUACUAUAUGGUCAUAAUUAAGAAUGCCCCAGCACCAAGUUAGAUGAAGUGUUGAACUAUGGCAAUCAUUACAUUCUUUGAUUUUCUGCUUCAAUAGAAACAGUAAUGUUUUAAACCUUAGCAUAUAGAUCUUAUACCCUCAUCUCAACACAUUUUUCUUUCAAUCUAAAACCACAGCAACAUCCAUAACAGAGAAACAAAUGAAGCCAUCUCUACCACUCCUCUUGGUAACUACAACUUUUCUUGGAUUAUUCUUUCUUCCAAUUUCAGAACCAAAAUCUGACUCAUGCAACAUAAAUCUAAACCUUAAAGUUCCUAUCCCUUUUGAUAUAACAAACCUUCACUGCCUUUCAGUCUGGGAUUCUCAGAGUUUCAUCCUCAGAUAUGUUCAAACUUCUAGAAACACUUGGAGCUUCAUUCUCUCAACCCCAUAUACAAAUUCUUACAUUGCUAUGGGGUUCUCAACCAAUGGUGGCAUGGUAGGUUCAAGUGCCAUAGUGGGGUGGGUGGUAUCAGGAGGAAAAGGUGGAGGGAUCAAGCAAUAUUAUCUUGGAGGGUAUGCACCAAACCAAGUGGUUCCUAAUAAAGGGAACCUUAAUGUUGUGGCCAACUCAACCUUUAUCACUUUAGAGUCCAAUCAUUUAUACAUGGUGUUUCAGUUACAAACUACUACUCAACCUUUGUCUUGGAUCAUAUUUGCCACUGGUUCCAUUGGAUUAUUCCCUCAAGCACCAAGUUUUGCAUUAACAAAACACCUUGACAAGAUUUCCCAAAGAAUUGAUUAUUCAAAAGCAAAAUUUGGAAGUUCACAAGGUGAUAGUACUUCUAAUUCUUCUUCUUCUUCUUCAUCAUCACAAGCAAAUGGAAAUAAUGGAAGCAAUGGUUCAUUAUCAUCACAAGGAGAUUCAUGUGGUUCAAACCUAAACCUAAAUGCUCCUCUUUUCUUUGACACAACAAAGCUCAUUUGUAUUCCUGUUUGGAAUACUCAAGGUUUCAUCCUUAGGUAUUAUGAGAGUUCUCCAAACACAUGGAGCUUCAUUCUCUCAGCACCAAACCCUAAUUCCUACAUAGCAAUAGGGUUCUCACCCAAUGGAGGCAUGGUUGGUGCAAGUGCCAUAGUUGGUUGGAUCUCAACAAAUAAUGGAGCUGGUGGAGGCAUGAAACAAUAUUAUCUAGCAGGGACAACACCUAACAUGGUUGUUCCAGAUAGGGGCAAUUUAGUCAUUCUAACCAACUCAACCUUAAUCACAUCACAAUCCUCAACUUUGUACAUGGUUUUCCAAUUACAAACUAACCAACCUCUUUCAAGGGUUAUUUUUGCCAUUGGACCAAGUGGUACCUUUCCUUCAUCACCAAGUUUUGCACUUUCCAUGCACCAAGACAAAUUCUCCAUGACUUUGGAUUACUCAACAGAAUGGGAUCCAUUUUGGUUUUAUUUUCAUGCUUCAGUUCAAUCAUUGGGUUUUAUUAUUGGAACAAUUGGUGUGAUUAGUGGGCUUGUUCUUAAUAAUCAACUCCAAGUUGAUGUUUCUCUUCACAAGGCUCUUGGUAUCAUCAUUCUUGUCCUAGCUUGCCUUCAGAUGAUGGCUUUGCUUGCUAGACCUAACAAGGCAUCAAAAAUGAGGAAGUAUUGGAAUUUGUACCAUCACAACACAGGAAGAGUUUUGAUUAUAUUAGCCAUUGCUAACAUCUUCUAUGGAAUUCAUUUAGGCAGAGAAGGAAACGCAUGGAAGGUUGGCUAUGGAAUUGUUCUUGCCAUUUUACUCUUUAUUGGAUUCCUUUUUGAGAUAAACAUGUGGAGUAGUUUAGAAGAAGAUGAUGACUAAACUAAUUUUUUUAUUAUCAAAUUUAUUUCUUUGUAGAAAUUGUAUGUUUAUUUCUUCUCAUCAUUAUGAAUUAAGUUUUUUGUUAUUUGAUGGAAGCUAAUUAAUUUCUUAUUUAUUUUU
Messenger RNA from Arachis duranensis, 1950 nucleotides. RefSeq names its product cytochrome b561 and DOMON domain-containing protein At3g07570. Bases 205 to 1830 code for a protein of 541 amino acids. The record is from RefSeq and is a predicted model, not a curated record. NCBI's taxonomy places the organism in Eukaryota, Viridiplantae, Streptophyta, Magnoliopsida, Fabales, Fabaceae. The transcript has 6 exons.